Molecule: messenger RNA, 7123 nt
Organism: Chlamydomonas reinhardtii
Lineage: Eukaryota; Viridiplantae; Chlorophyta; Chlorophyceae; Chlamydomonadales; Chlamydomonadaceae
Exons: 15
Coding region: 342-4175 (1277 amino acids)
Molecular function (GO): protein binding
Source: RefSeq, a predicted model, not a curated record
GACACAAUAAACUAGUUACAGGCUUAACGACUGUUACUCCACAAUGACAACUUCAGCGCCAACUUGAAAUUCACCACUGGUGUGAACGCUGGCCGGAGUGCGUCCUGGAAUUUGAAGGCCUUAAACCGGUGCGCAACAAAACCUUUUCGUUGAAGGACAGAGCGUGUGCGAGGCCGAGCCGCGAGCCCGCCCUCGCAUUCGUUCGGGCUUUACAAGCGGCGGUCCAAAGCGCACGUACAUCAGCAGAUACACCCAACCAAGAUACAGGCGGGGUUCUCUCGCUUCCAGGGCGAUGAGUGCAGCGACGGAUCGCUCUUGACGCGUCCACGCCGAGUCUCUGCAUGUGGCAGAGCGGACAAGUGUCCUCACAGAAUACAUCUCAACGCACGCCAGGAACCAACAUACAGCAUGGUGCACAUGUGUCUCAGUCUCAGCAGGACGCCCUGCUCGGCACCUCCCCAGGCGGCCUGGGUGGUGCUCAGCUGCAGGGCUGGCGAAUCCUGCCCGCAGGCGGGAGCGGGGCUCCCGCAGCCUCGCAGCAGUUCGCCACUGCUGGUGGGCUGCUGCUCCAAGCGCAGUACCUGCCGGUCGCAGUCUCGCUGCCUCCCGGGCUGCACCAGACAGGCCACGGCCUGUCGGGUGCGGGCCUGCAACAGCAGCCGCCCGCGCUGCUCUCUCCAGCGCAGUACUCCCUGGGCACUGCAGCCGUUCAGACCAUUCCGCAAGCGGUGCCGCCGCAGCAGUGGGGAGCCGCUCAGACGCCCAGCGCCUGGGCUGCUGCGCCCGGACCACCCACCGCGCAGCAGCAGCUGGUACACCAGCAACAACUUAGCCACGCAGCUGCCCAGCUGCAGCAACAACUACACCUGCACGCGCACGCGCAUCCACAGCUCAUCCAGCAACAGCAGCAGCAGGUGCAGCCGGGGCACCCGCCCGGCCUCACGCUAGCCCCCCAGCCGGGGGGCCGGGGCUGGGGUGGCCAGCACCUGCCAUACGGGCGUACGGACACCCUUUCGGGUGCCAUGAAUGCGCGGUCAACCGGCGGGCGCGACGCCGCGGGCGGUGGCGGCGGAGGCGGCGGCGGGGCGGGUGGCAUGGCAUACAGCCACGGCCGCGGCGGACGCGGCGGUCGCCACAGCGGCGGCGGUGGCGGUGGUGGGGGUUACGUACCGGGAGGUGGCCGUUACGGCCGCGGGAUUGGAAGUGGCGGCAGCUGGCGCGGCGGGAGCGCGGGCGUCAGCGGCGGGGGCAGCGGGCGCGGUGGCUAUGGCGGUGAUGGCUACGGUGGCGGCGGUUACGGCGGCGGUGGCGGCGGUUACGGCGGCGGUGGCGGCGCCGCCGCCAGCGGCCCGCACGUGGACACCCUGAUCCACCAGCUGUUCAUGUCGGUACGGCAGCUGCCACGUGGCCAGCCGGCACACGAGGCCGUCGCGUCGCGGCUGGACGGCCUGGACGGGCGCGCAGUGGCCGCGCUGAUGAAGCAGCUGUCGACCAACGGUCUGGCGGCGGCGGCCUGGGACAUUUUCGACUGGCUGCGCGGCCUGGAGCCGGGCGUCGAUCUGGGUCGGCUGCUGGACGUGUAUCUGUACACAGCCAUGAUCUCGCUGUGCUCCAGCAACAGGCGCGACCUUGACGUGGCGCUGUCGCUGAGCCGCGAGAUGGCGGCGCGCGGCGUGCCGCGCAACGUGCACACCUUCUCCGCCCUCAUGAACGUGUGCAUCAAGGCCGGCCAGCACCAGGCGGCGCUGGACGUGUGGCGCGAGCUGCAGGAGGCAGGCUGCAGGCCAAACGUCGUGACCUUCAACACACUCAUCGAUGUGUACGGCAAAACCGGGCAGUGGGCCGAGGCUUUGAAGGUCCUCGCCCGCAUGAAGGAGGAGGGUAUGGCGCCGGUGACGCGCACCUACAACACGCUGAUGAUCGCCUGCAACAGCAGCAACCAGUGGCACGAGGCGCUGUCUGUUUAUGCGCAGCUGGUGGCGGCCGGACAGGCACCCAACACCACCACCUACAAUGCGCUCAUCACCGCCUACAGCAAGGCCGGCCGCCUGGAAAAGGUCCUGGAGACGCUGCGCGAGAUGGAGGCCGCCGGCUGCGAGCGCACCGUCAUCACCUACAGUGCGCUCAUCUCCGCCUGCGAGCGCAACGGGCAGUGGGAGCUGGCCCUGCAGAUGUUUGGGCAGAUGCUGCGCGAGGGCUGCAACCCCAACAUCAUCACCUACAAUAGCCUGAUCACAGCGCUGGCGGCGGGGGCGCAGUGGGAGCGAGCCGCGGACGUCUUCGCAAAGCUGCAGCGGCAGGGUUGUGAGCCGGACGUUGUGACGUACACGGCGCUGAUCAACGCGUACGAAAAGGGCGGCCAGUGGCGCCGCGCGCUGCAGGCCUUCAAGCGCCUGCUGCAGCAGGGCUGUCGCACCGACCACGUCGUCUUCGCCGCCAUCACCGACGUCCUGUGGGACAGCGGCACCGCCAGCGCGCAGGCCCGCGCCGCACGCAUCUACCGCGCCGCCGUGGGCUCGGGCGCCAUCAAGCCUGUGACCGCCGCCCCGCCCGCUGCCGCGGGCUCCUCCACCGCCACCACCAGCACCGCCGGUACCACCAGCAACAAUAGCAGCGGCGCUGUCCCGCAGGCGCUAAUGGCGCUCGCGCUGUCUGGUGGCGCGGCACCGCCGCCUGGUGCCGCCUCGGGCGGCUCCGCCACCGGCUCCGCAACCGCCGCCACGGGCUCCACCGCUGGUGGCUGCCUGGAGCCCCUCCAGGAGGUUCACCUGGGCGCAGUGGCCUCGGGCUCCAGCGUGGCCGCCUUCUUCUGCUUCCUGGCGGAGCAGCGCGACCGCGCCAUUGAGUCCGGGCCUGGGGCGCUGCCACCGCGUGUGGUGCUGCGCUUUGCGCGCUCCCGCGGCGGCCGCGACGCGGGGCCGCUGCUGCUUGACGCGCUGCAGGCGUGGCUGGCGGCCCGGGGCGCGCCUUUCAAGCUGAUGCAGGACUUUGGCCCCGUGCCGGCUCAACGCCUGGAGGCGGCGGGGCCCGACCUGGCGGCCUGGCUGACUGGCGACGUCGCCGCACUGGAGCUGGCGCCCUUCUCCAGCGUGGGCGCAGGAGCAGGAGCAGCGGCCGCGCCGGGGGGUGGUGCGGGCGGCGGCAAUGCGCUGCUGCAGGCGGCGCUGGUGGGCGUAGACGAGGAGAGCGACCACGACGCCGCGCUCGAGGCCUCCUGCCGCGACGCCUUCGCCGAGGUCCGCUCCUUCGAGGCCACCCACUGCCUGUCCGUGGCCGCCAUGGGCCCAGCCUACCUGGCCCGCCGCCGCGAGCUGGUCGCCAACCUGCUGUCCGUCUUCGAGGCCGUCUUCGCCGGGGGCGCCGUGGGCGCCGCAGAUGGAGCCGCAGGCGCCGGGGCUGGUGGUGGUGGUGGUGCUACUGGUGGUGCUAGUGGUGGUGGUGGUGGCGGCCUGCCUCGUGUGGCGGUGCACGACGCGGUGCUGCUGCUGGACCGGUUCAUGAGCUCGGGGCCGGCGCUGCAGGACAACUUGCUGACCAUGGCCUCUGUCACCGCGCUGCGCAUGCUCGCCGUCUCCGAGCUCGCCGCCGCCACGGCCGCCUCGGCCGCCGCCGCUGACCACGCAGCCGCGGCGGAGGCGGAGCUGGAGGGCCUGCUGGCGCGUGUGACGGCGCUGCCCACGCUGGGCUUCCAGUCCAUGGAGGUCAACGUGCGGUCUGCGUUGGCGGGCGACACAGCCGCCAUCAGCGCCGCCCGCUGCGCGGCGGUGUACCUGCGGCGGCUGGGCGCGGCGCCCGAGGCGGCGGGCGAGGAACAGCUCAUGGCGCUGCUGGACGCGGCGCUGCUGGACGACGAGUUCCUCAACUACCGCCCCUCCGCCACCGCCGCCGCCGCGCUGUACGCGCACCGCCUGCGCCGCGGCGACACGCCGCCCUGGCCCACCGCCGCCGCCGCCCUGACGGGCUACGCCGACCUGCAACACCCGGAGCUGGCGGCGGCGGUGGGCGCCGUGCAGAGGCUGCUGAUGGAGAUGUCGUCGACAUCGGCGGCCGCCUACACCGCCGCCUCGUCCUCCAGCGCAGCCGCCGCCCGAACCAGUUUGAAGCUAGGUGCAGGCAGGGGCGCCAGAGAGCCGGCCGCCGCACCGGCCGCGCCAGGCGCCGCCGCCAGCGAGUAGGCAGCCGCGGCUGCUGCUGCGCCGGCUGCCAGCGGCGGAGCUGGCGAGGCUGGUGGCGGCGCAAAUUAACCGGAUGAGACAGAUGGCGAGCACGCGCCGUCCAGAAGCGGGGCUUUUUCGUGUCAUGCGUUUGGGGGCAAGGGGCCGGCGCCGCCGCCCCAACCUAGAUACCUACGACGCGCCAGCCCUGGUGCGCGAGCAAUAUGGGGGAAGAGGUCGUGUCAAGACCGUUGCACGCACGUACGCACGCACGCACGCACAGAGAGAAGUAAUCCUAAUGCAAGCAAUGCUCAAGCGCUUCAUACCGGUGAUGGUGCGCUGUGGAGCAAACAUCAGCGCAAAAACAAUCAGACGCACACCAAAAGUCUUAGAUGCAUGCCUUUGCACUGCCAAUAUCUAGAAAGCUUUGGUACAUAUCUACGACGACCGGCUUGGGUUGUGUGGAAAGGGCAUGGGAACUGCCGCGGCAGGAAAGACUGGUCAGCCUUCGCGCCGCCAUCACACGUCACGCAGUGUGUGGAGGUGUCGCAGCUGCGAUGCGUCGACACACGGGCGCAGGCGACCCGGACUCUGCGACUAGGGCCUUGAGAGCCUUUCGAGCAAGUCGGGAACAUUGGGUCAUAGAAGGUCAAGGAAGAAGCUAAUGUGGGUGGGGAGUUGGGUUUCAUGUUGGCCGCACCACCGCAUGCUGCUGUCUUACGAUUUCAUGCGGUAUGGCUUCGGAUAAUGCAUGCUCAACGUUACUGCACGGGAUUGCUGGCUGCUGAGCGGUUGUGCCAGUGCGUUUGACUGGCACGGAGCUAUCGGCGUGGGUAAGUUACUGGACCCGGCGCUGCUCAGACAGGCGGUGCUGCUGCUGAUGCACAUGGUGGUGGUGAUGUUGCUCAUGCAGUACUGCGUGUGAGGAUUACGAAGUCACGGCCUGCCCAGACCACUGCUGCGUUGCCGUUGAGGCCAACGCACGCAGGGGACUGUGUUUUCCCUGUGCACCCGCGGCCGCGAGGGGAUAAAUUGCUAAUGUACAUGGAGGGAAGGUGCCUGUUAAGGGUGUUGCGAUGUCGUCAGCCGAAGGCGGCUUGGCUCGCGCAUUCCUCCGCGGCACCGCUCAAUGCUGUGAUUUCCUGCUACGACCGCGCCAAAUGCAUGCAAGUUCAGUUGAUGCAACAGGGGGGUUGCUGCUGCCCCAGGCCGAACGAGUAAGGCCGGGUGAGGGGAGGGGUGCAUCGUUGCAGCGCCUGACAGGGUGGAAAUGCGUACGGCGUGCCGGUGCAAAGUAUGUACAAUGAAUGCGUGGCGCACGCAGUGUGGGCUGGCGCGACAGAAGGUGCAUGGAGGGUGGCACCUCGUCUCGAUGUCGACAUGGGCGCGCGGUGCGCAUGCAUGAAGGAUAGGCAGGGGACGGCUGUGCGCACACUCGAGACAUGAGAGCUCUCAUGUCAUGGAAUUGCCGGGGUCGGCAGGGAGGACAGGUGAUUAGCCAGGAGGCAGGUGUUCUUCUGGCACGCAUACGGCUGCUGCAGUUACAAGACGUACGCAUGGCUGGCACUGAAGCCUCGGAAAAACGCAUGCUAUUCACUGGGUACUGGGACAAAUAUAAUAAUCUGGUCAUACUGAAACGCUUGCCCAUGAGGUUGCGAUUAUUCCUGCACAGACAUUUUUGGAUGCAACGCACGCAAUGGCGGGGGGAUACCUAUGCUUGCCCUGGCAACGUGCGAAUGUUUUGAACGCCUUCAAUCUUUACGUAAUGCAAUAAGUGCAGCCUCGCGGUGAGGGCUGCGUUGUCUGAGGCUACACAUCUGAGGCACACCAGGGAGGCCAUACAUCGCCUCUGAAGCAGUACCCGCGGACUGCUCAAGCGCGGCAUGUGAGACCCUCUGUGCCUCCCGAUAUGCUUUAAUGGUGCAAUCCCUUCCUGGCAGAGGCACACGGAUAGGCGACAAAGUUUCAAUAAAGCUGUUGAAGAAGAGGGCUGUGUUUGACUGCCGGGGUCUGCUUUGUGUUGGUGCUCCCACAAUCCGGCGCGUGACCGCACAUCCGAACUCGGUGAUGCAUGCAUUAGCGCCCGAUGCGCGCGGUGUCCGUGACAGCAAUUGGUGCUUAAAGCGAGCGACCGAGUUUGAUAGUGGUGCGGUGUGGCGCAUGGAGACAGGGCGCAAUAUAUGCAAGACCUUGGCAGCCUUCAGCCCAUGUGAUAUAAUGCGGAAACAAUGCCUUGUUAUCUACAAGUGCCGCGGUUACCAGGCGGCGCAGGGGCGGGCUGAGGCGGCAAGCACGCAUGCGGAUACGGAUUGGGCGGAUUAACGCACGACGGAAGGAAGCUCACGCUGCCACACGGGUCACAGUGGCUCUUUGACUUCAUCAGGCCGACAUGCCACGGGCUCAUUACGUGCUGCUGCUAGUGAGAUGGCGAGCGAUGAGUUUGUGGUGUGUCGUGUACUUGCUGGGUUGGAGGCCUGUUGGAGGUGUAGUCGACUUUUGCUCACGUGGGCAAACGCACGCUGGUAGGGCUGAACGGAUGCCUCAAGUUCGCCAGGGUGUGACAACGCACGCAUGCCCUGCUUUGUAUGUAUUGUUGCACUGAGAAAGCGACAGGUGAGAGAUCCCGCGGGGAUGUAAGACUACUGCAGCCAUGGGUAGAGGCAUGGCAUGCGACGUGUGUGGAUAUUACAGUUGGCGGCGGGGCACUUCUGGGCCGAAGUGUUGUGGGCGAUAAGCAAUGGCGAGCGGGACAUGUGCUCCGAGUAGCAUUAAUUGAGCCAGUGUCUGGCCAACACAGAGUGCGCUGCAUGGCGGGCUGGGAAUUCGAGCGUCAGGAUCACGAUUGAUACACCCACGAGGCCUGCCAACCAAUAAGUGAGGCACUGGCUGGGGCAAAUCGGGGGCAUGCAAGGUUUUCGCCAUCUCCGCGUGGCGCUGCACAUUGCGCUGACCAACACGAUCAUGCGGGU